AUGUGGGUUGUGGCGCUAACGUUUUUGAUAUUGUUUACAGAGGGUCAUGGGUCUCGUGCGCAUUUCAACAACAUGUCGGCGCAUGAAUUCACAACGCCGUCAGACGAGAUUUUGCCCAUGCUGCCGGACGAGAAUCUCCAGGCCUCCACCGUCAUCGCUGGUCUCAUGCCCGACUCAUUCGGUGAAAUGUUCAACUUUUUAGAUGGAGAUAGCUUUGGAAUUGGCCCCAUGCACGAGUUCGUGUACGGGUGGCAAGCGAUAGUGAACACUAUGAGUAUGAAGAACAACGUCGAGGUUCGCAAGAGAGCUGGACUACAGCGUUUCGCACUUGCUGGUAUUAACGGCAUCACUCUCAUAUCCCACAUUGGAGCGACCGAGAUUAUGAUUAAUGGCACCAGGUCAUACUGCUUCGGCGGGGUGUCGCGGCCUCCAGGCAGAAGAAGCGUUAUUUGCAAGGGUGCCAUGUACCAAGAAGCUCGAUUUACGUGCACGGUUCCUUACCUUCGAUACCCUACUGUGCUUGGGUAUAAAUAUUGCAUUGAUAAGUACGCUGCAGUGAACACAUUAGAUGGCACCUAUAAAACAACAUACUGCGCUCGUGGUGAGUCCGUGCCGAAGUUCCAUUACGAUUACAUAUGCGAGCGAAAGAAUAUUAAAAUUAAACAUAUUAAUCUAACCGAUCCUAAUGAAAGAUUCAAUGUAAGAAACCCAGAGGUGCGCAGAGCGGAGUAUUAUAGAGCUCCGUUUGAUAUAUUGAAAGCAUGUCCGGAUUGGUAUGGUUGCAACCUUCGAAUUUCCCCGGAGAUGCUGCACCAAGAAAUGCCUGCCGCUUUGAUGGAUGCCAACGAAACGGCUUUUGUGGGACACGGUGGCAAAUAUUGGCUCGCAUUGUAUUACACUCAGUUAUCUACAUACGCUACGUACUUCCAAGCUCACGGAGAAUAUCCAUGGGAGUCAAAUAGGCCGAUACUUUCUAUUGAUAAAGGUGGUAUUUGGGAACAGUUAUUGAAAGCUAACAUUGGACCGGACAUGAACCUGCACUACAAUCUGAAUGGCAUUUUCAAUAGAUACCCAGGAGCCGCUGUGGCUUCUGAUCUAAUGAGAAACGAUGGACAGGUUCAGCCUGGUAACUUCAGAACAGACAGUCGUGAUGGUGUACCAGAAGAACUCAUUGUAGGCAAUGCGCAUUUGUCAGCCGACGGUCCAGGUGGUGAUCCUAAUUCUGGUCCAUACAAAUUCAUACAUGACGCCCAGAUUCAAGCAAAUAUCGAACAUGGGCAAAAUUUAUAA
Molecule: messenger RNA, 1290 nt
Organism: Achroia grisella
Lineage: Eukaryota; Metazoa; Arthropoda; Insecta; Lepidoptera; Pyralidae
Exons: 10
Coding region: 1-1290 (429 amino acids)
Source: RefSeq, a predicted model, not a curated record